This is a messenger RNA of Rhododendron vialii, 1967 nucleotides long. Its product is annotated as protein BUD31 homolog 2-like. Gene Ontology annotation, cellular component: spliceosomal complex; nucleus. Bases 1297 to 1734 code for a protein of 145 amino acids. The record is from RefSeq and is a predicted model, not a curated record. The transcript is spliced from 5 exons. NCBI's taxonomy places the organism in Eukaryota, Viridiplantae, Streptophyta, Magnoliopsida, Ericales, Ericaceae. Gene Ontology annotation, biological process: mRNA splicing, via spliceosome.
ACCUCAGAGGCAUGGGAUCUGGUUGAGGCACACUCAGCAUACGCUCCCCCUUUUCACUCUCUUCGUCCGUUCCUCUCUCUCCCUCGAUCACCGGCGUUGCUCAACCACCGCCGCUGCCACACUACCCACACAGCCACAUCCUUCACCAGCGAGCAUUGCCGUGGUUAUAUUGGUACUUUCAUUUUCUUGGGGUUGGACAUCUUUUCAAGUGACUCGUAACAGUUUCUUUUAGGUCAGAAGAAACGGACAAGAGUUGGAUGGAGAUAAAAAAUAGGUGGUCGAGUAAGGAGUAUAAACUAGGGGUGGAAUCUUUUAUAAAAUUUGCAAUGACGAAUUUAGAAGCGAAGGGUGAGAUUCAGUGUCCUUGUAUUGAUUGUGUAAAUAGCAUAACAAAUAGCAGUAUAGUUGUUAGGAUCCAUUUGAUAUGAAAAGGAAUCAACUCUUCUUACAAGACUUGGGUGCACCAUGGGGAACCUAUUCCCGCACGUUAGCCUCAAGCAACUAUGAUGACUACAAUGAAGGUAUUGGGGAAGAAACUGGAGGGGAGGUCCCUGAGGCUGGCAACGAAUUGCAUGAUAUGUUGGGAGUUGGGACAGAUUUUUGUUGGUAGCAUAUUGGAUGACGAUACCGAUGAACCGCCUAUUAAUCUUGAGAGGGGAGAUGCACAGGAUUUUGAAAGUUCAUUGCUGCUCAACGUAAAGCUUAUCCUGGAUGUGCAAAGAUUGUGCUAGCGUUCAUUGUUGAGAUGCUUCAUGUUAAAGUGUAUAAGAAGUUGACGAAUGAGGCGUUCGAUUUGAUAAUGAAGAUUAUUAAAGGGAUGGUACCGGACUGUGAUGAGACUGUUCCUUGGAACAUUUAUGAAGCGCAGAAAUACUUAAGGGAUUUGGGUUUGGGCUAUGUGCCCAUUCAUGCAUGCAUAAAUGACUGCGCACUCUUUUGGAAGGAGAAUGCAAAUUUGGAAAAUUGCCCAAAGUGUAAUGAGCCUAGGUAUAAGGUGAACAAUGGUACCGGUUAAAAGAGCCCCCCACAAGAUAUUGCGUUACUUGCCAUUGGUAAAAAGAUCCCCCACCUGUUCGUAUCGUCGCCUGGGCUUUGUUCGAUUUUGGGUUGGUUCUGAUUCUGAUUGAUUGGUGAAUUAGGGCUGUGUGUGUGUGUGUAAAAGACGACAUAGCCCUGAAUAAUUUUCCGGUUGAUUGAAAACUCAGUGCUUUAUAACUUGAUCGCCCAAUUUUUUCUUGUGCAAUAAGAAAAGGGGUUCAUCGCAAUUGAACACUACAUGGCAAGUAACUAAGAAUAAUGCCAAAGGUGAAGACAAACCGUGUGAAAUAUCCAGAGGGGUGGGAACUGAUUGAACCAACACUUCGUGAACUGCAAGCUAAGAUGAGAGAAGCUGAGAAUGAUCCCCAUGAUGGGAAAAGAAAAUGUGAAGCAUUAUGGCCUAUUUUCAAAAUAGCACAUCAGAAGAGUCGCUACAUUUUUGACCUUUACCACAGGAGGAAGGAAAUCUCAAAGGAGUUGUACGAGUUUUGCUUGGAGCAAGGCCAUGCUGACCCUAAUUUGAUUGCAAAAUGGAAGAAGCCUGGUUAUGAACGUCUAUGCUGUUCAAGGUGCAUGCAACCCAGGGAUCACAACUUCCAAACAACUUGUGUUUGUCGAGUCCCCAAGCAUCUGAGAGAGGAAAAGGUUAUAGAGUGCGUGCAUUGCGGUUGCAAGGGGUGUGCUAGUGGAGACUGAUCUGCCUUUCUUCUGGAGUGUAACUAUUUGACAAGUCAUUGCCUAUUUUAUAACUAUGUAAAAGGUCUGAAACAUCUCAAUCACGGGAUAAUAUCUAUGAGACCCAUGUCUGGUGUACUGUAGAGCUUAUGCAAUCUAGAUAUGUUUUUAUGCAAUCUAGAUAUGUUCUGCCUAAUGUUGUGGAUAUUUUCGUGUUGUGAAUUGUGAUGAUCUACUGAACUUGCUAGUAAAAA